This is a messenger RNA of Heteronotia binoei (common prickly gecko), 1716 nucleotides long. RefSeq names its product CYFIP-related Rac1 interactor A-like. Gene Ontology annotation, molecular function: small GTPase binding. Gene Ontology annotation, biological process: regulation of actin filament polymerization. The record is from RefSeq and is a predicted model, not a curated record. Bases 524 to 1498 code for a protein of 324 amino acids. The transcript has 13 exons. Lineage: Eukaryota; Metazoa; Chordata; Lepidosauria; Squamata; Gekkonidae.
GGCAAGGGUUAACCAGCCCCAGCUUCCUUGCACGGAGGACGUCACAGAUGUUUGAGAAGGAGGGGAGGGGGCGAGCCGUGGUCUAUGGUGGUCUUUGUGAUGCAUCGGAGACGGAUCGCGGCAGCUGCACCAGCAACGCUGCCUUCCCUCGGUUGACACACAGAGAGAGGCUCCCCCCCCCCCGCCCCACAGCCGCCUGCCUUUCUCUCUCUCUCGGGGCGCAGAGGGCUCCUCUUCCCAGACACCAGCAGGAUCUGCAGAAGACUGGGGGCAAAGAUUCUCCCACCCUUCCCAACGGGCAGCCUCUCCUCUUCCAAGACCUGCGGGCUUGCCUCUUCCUCGGCGGAAAGGUUUCUCUUGGUUGAUGAGGGGUUUUAUGAACCCUACAGAUCUUCCCUUCUUCCCGUAGAGGCUGCUGAAGCAUCAGGAAUUAAGGUCAGCUGGUCAUGGGCAAUCUGAUAAAGGUAUUGGGCAAAGAUUUAGAAAACUGCCCUCAUUUCUUCCUGGAUUUUGAAAGUGUCACAUGGGGAACCUUCUUAAAGUGUUGACUUAUUACGAGCUUGACCAAGGCCCUAGUUUUUUCCUUGACUUUGAACAUGCACAACCCACAGAAGCUGAGACGGCUGUGUGGAACCAGGUGAACGCUGUCCUGGAAGAGGCCCAGACCAUCCUGGCGGAAUUGCAGUCUUACACGGGAGCCGGACAAGAAAUUAGAGAGGCAAUCCAAAACCCCAGUGACUUGGAGCUGCAAGAGAAAGCAUGGAAUGCCGUUUGUCCUCUCGUGGCAAAGCUGAAGCGGUUUUAUGAGUUCUCUCUUAGACUUGAGAAUGCAUUGCGGAGCCUGCUGGAAGCCCUCACGAGUCCGCCAUAUGCACCGACUCAGCACCUGGAGAGAGAACAGGCCCUGGCCAAGCAGUUUGCAGAAAUCUUACACUUCACUCUCAGUUUUGAUGAGCUCAAGAUGACCAACCCUGCCAUCCAGAAUGAUUUUAGCUACUACAGGAGAACCAUCAGUCGAAACCGAAUCAACAAUUUGCAGUUAGAUGCAGAGAGCGAAGUGAACAAUGAAAUGGCCAAUCGGAUGUCCCUGUUCUAUGCAGAAGCCACACCAAUGCUGAAAACUCUGAGCAAUGCCACAACAAAGUUUGUUUCAGAGAACAAAACUCUCCCCAUAGAGGACACGACUGACUGCCUAAGCACCAUGGCUUGCGUCUGCCGGGUGAUGCUGGAAACUCCGGAAUAUCGGAGCCGGUUCACCAACACGGAAACCCUCUUGUUCUGCAUGCGAGUGAUGGUGGGGGUCAUCAUUCUCUAUGACCAUGUCCAUCCUGUGGGGGCUUUUGCCAAGACCUCCAAAAUUGAUAUGAAAGGGUGCAUCAAGGUCUUGAAAGACCAGCCUUCCAACAGCACAGAGGGCCUCCUCAACGCACUGAGGUACACCACUCGGCACCUCAAUGACGACACCACGUCCAAGCAGAUCCGGGCCUUGCUGCAAUGAACGCCUCCUGGGGGUCAAGGGGAACCAUUCACCAGCGGCCCAGAAGAGAAUUACUCCAUGGAACCUUCAACUGAAGUUUUAAUGUUGACAUGUUGCUAUAAAUAUCCAUUGGCCACCAUAUUCUUCAUUUUGUAAAAAACAACAACAACCAAAACAAAAACAAGAGGGGGGAGGGGGAGAUUUUAAAUAUAUAUAAAUAAAAAUAUAUAUACAUAUAU